Entamoeba dispar SAW760 is the source of this 747-nucleotide messenger RNA. RefSeq lists its product as uncharacterized. Bases 1 to 747 code for a protein of 248 amino acids. Lineage: Eukaryota; Evosea; Mastigamoebida; Endamoebidae. The record is from RefSeq and is a predicted model, not a curated record. The transcript has a single exon.
AUGGCUAAAUUCGCAUUUAAAAACCUUGAAGAACUUAAGGGCAUUGUUCAAAUGAUUGAAAAAACAAAUGCUGACUAUAUUCCUUUUAUAUUAGAUCAUGAUUCGUUAAAGAUACAAAUGAUUAAUAGUUCAACCACAGUAUAUUUCUCAGUUGAACUCAAAGAGGAUUUAUUUCACUACUUAUCAUGUGAAGAAAGAAUUCAAUUUAGUGUUCCAAGUCAGUUCUUCUGUAAUUAUAUUUUAAAAACAUGUCAAAUUUCUUCUGAAUUAACUGUUGAAUUAAAAAAGAAGAAAAUAUUAUUUACUACUUACAAAAAAGGUUCUCCAUUUACUUCAAGUAUUCCAUUGGUAUUAUGUAAAAGUACAAUUGAAUUUCAACAACCAAAGAAAAAAGGAGAUGCUCGUAUAACAAUGAAAACAAGUGAAUUAAUUAAAUCAGUCAGAGUAGUUGCUGGAAUGGACCAACCACAAAUUUCAUUUAAAAUACACAAAAAUGGUAAAUAUGAAAUUAUUGGUUCUGGUAAUAGUAUUUAUCAAGACUCAAUUCAGUGUUUCAAUGAGGACGGUGUUUUGACUUCUAUCAAUUUAAAAGAAACAUUUAAUACUUCAGCCCUUCUUAGUUUUAUUUGUGUGUCACCUCCAUUAGACUAUAUAACAAUUCUAUUCUAUAAAUCAGGUCCUACUUAUUUUCAAUAUCAUAAUGCUCUUCUUGAUAUAGUUAUUGUGAUAUCUAAAAUGCGUGAUUAA